AUGGAUUUGGCGGACUUUGAAUUGUCGCAAGAAGAUUUGCAAGAGAUUGAGACUUUGGAGUUCAACGCACUUCAGACAUCGUUCAGGGACAUCAGUAGCGACGAUGAGUCUGAAAAUUUACAUGUUCCGAAGAAAAGAAGACGUAUGGUUAUCAAUUCGGACAGUGAAAGCGAUUCAGUAAAAGAUUUUGUCCUACAAAAUUUACCUACUUCUUCAAACACGUACACAAAAUGGAAGAACCCUACUGGAUGCACUGCUCGAGUGAUACCCUUCACUGAGCCCACAGGUAUGAAGUUUCCUUUUUCAAGAGAAUUAAGUCAAGGAGAUCCAGAGGAUUUUUAUUCUUUGUUAGUUGACGAUUCCUUGUUUGAAAUAAUUGCUGAACAAAGUAACCUGUUUGCUACGCAAAGCUUUGGAGAUAAAGAUUUCAAGCCAUGUUCUCGCUCACAUACAUGGCAGCCAACCGAUAAGCAUGAAAUAAAACGAUUUUUUGGACUAAUUUUAUUCAUGGGCCUUGUGAAAUUGCCAUCAAUUAGUGAUUACUGGAGUACAGAUGACAUAUUUCAACAACCGUUUCCUCGCACAGUGAUGACUAGGAACAGAUUUGAAUUACUUUUACAGUACCUACACUUUGCCGACAAUUACAACUUGAAUCCGAACGAUCGCAUUGGAAAAAUCAGGUAUCUUGUGAAUUUGUUAAAUGAUAAAUUUAAAGCCUACUAUGCCCCUAAAGAAGAACUGUGUGUCGACGAAAGUAUGAUUCCUUUUAGAGGUCGAGUCACUUUUCGACAAUAUAACAAAUCUAAAAGGCACAAAUACGGUAUAAAAUUGUUUAAAGUUUGUACAAAUCCUGGUUAUACUUUAAAAAUACAGGUAUACAGUGGAAAAAAUAUUGAUAUUGAGAAUAAUACCCCUACAAAAAUAGUAUUAUCCCUGUACGAUGAACUCUUGAAUAAAGGCCACACCAUUGCCACUGAUAACUGGUACACCAGCUUGGAACUGGCGUACGAAUUACUAAAAAACGAUACAUAA
Molecule: messenger RNA, 1032 nt
Organism: Parnassius apollo (apollo)
Lineage: Eukaryota; Metazoa; Arthropoda; Insecta; Lepidoptera; Papilionidae
Source: the annotation of a GenBank genome assembly